UUCUAGUGGAAUAUUCCUAUAUUUGAACCAGAAAUCUCAGUUUUCUUAACACAUUAGCACAAACUUGCUGGACUUCACUGUUUGGUAACACAGAGCCAGCAAUAAAUCACCUAGCAGAGCACUUCCCUGAUCUCCAGCCAUUCCUCUUGGGAAGAGUUAAAAUGCAAAUUCUGCUCCAGAUGCAAUCAAAGACUCUGCAGGAUUAGCCUAAAGUAAAUCUCUCUGCCACAUGUGGAGGAACAGGUUGCUUGCUGAGGUCAGUCCUCAAUCUGCUGCUUUCUUUUCCUAGCGGAGUCUCAGCCACUGCUUCAGAUUUCUAUCCAGAAGGAAAGCCGAUCCAAGACAGAGCAGUAGACUGAAAGAAUGACUUUGAUACACCAUCACAUCUUUUUCUCUGGAGUUUUCCUGUGGAUUACACCAUUGUCAAGUGCUUUUCUCUUGGACAGAGCUACUGAACUGCUGAGUCUUUCCAACCGAAAUCAAACCGAGCACAUGUUUGGCACUGGGAUUCCCAGAAUCAGGAGGAAGCGUUACAUUUCUCCCAGAGACAUGAGCGCUUUAUUGGACUAUCAUAACCAAGUGCGGUCGAAAGUAUUUCCUCCAGCUGCUAAUAUGGAAUACAUGGUUUGGGAUGAGAGGUUAGCAAAGUCUGCAGAGUCGUGGGCAAAUCAAUGCAAGUGGGACCAUGGACCUAAUCAACUCAUGCGCUAUGUAGGGCAAAAUCUCUCCGUUAAUUCUGGCAGAUAUCGCUCAAUAGUGGAUCUUGUGAAAGGAUGGUACGAUGAAAGGCAACAUUAUUCAUUUCCCCAUCCCAGAGAGUGUAAUCCCAGCUGCCCUAACAAGUGCACUGGAGCAGUGUGCACACACUAUACCCAGAUGGUAUGGGCAUCAUCCAACAGAAUAGGGUGUGCCGUCAAUAUCUGCAGCAAUAUAAACGUCUGGGGCAGUACGUGGAGGCAGGCAUCAUUCCUAGUGUGCAAUUAUUCAAUAAAGGGAAACUGGAUAGGAGAAGCUCCAUAUAAGUUAGGGCGCCCUUGCUCUGCUUGUCCCCCCAGUUACGGAGGUGUCUGUAGCAACAACAUGUGUUUCUCAGGGGUGAAGUCCAAUAAGCUGACCUGGUUUUAAUAUGCUAUUGUUUUGAAUAUUUGGGGGCAGAGGGUGAUAUUUGGGGUGGCUACCAAUAAAAAUACAUGAAUAUAUAGUGUGGAUCCCUUUUUAAGGAGGCUAAACCUCCAUAAAUCUUCAUUAUUCUCCGCCUUUGUGAAUACUUCUGUAUGGGCUUGUUUUGUAUUUUCUUUUUUUUUACAUUUAUUUUCAAUCAGGAGUGGUGUGUUCCUAAAUGACUUCUCUUUUGUAUUGUGUAACAGCAGAAAAUACCUCAAUCCAACAUGGUGCGCACUACCAUUAAAAUAUUAUGUGAACAUCUAUAAGAUGGCAGUGAGAUUCUUUAGCCAAGCAAGAGCAAAAGCUCUGACUAUAUAACAGUAAUGUGACCCAAAAUUAAUGUGGGAUGCUGAACCAUUCCACAAGAAUUAGAGGUAUGGGAUCCGUUAUCCAGAAAGCUCCAAAUUACAGCAAGGCCAUCUCCCAUA
Messenger RNA from Xenopus laevis (African clawed frog), 1592 nucleotides. RefSeq names its product R3H domain containing-like L homeolog (gene r3hdml.L). The record is from RefSeq and is a predicted model, not a curated record. NCBI's taxonomy places the organism in Eukaryota, Metazoa, Chordata, Amphibia, Anura, Pipidae. The transcript is spliced from 6 exons. Bases 364 to 1125 code for a protein of 253 amino acids. Gene Ontology annotation, cellular component: extracellular region.